This is a messenger RNA of Lachnellula hyalina, 1935 nucleotides long. It is a transcript of the gene eme1, whose product is annotated as Crossover junction endonuclease. Gene Ontology annotation, cellular component: nucleus; Holliday junction resolvase complex. Gene Ontology annotation, biological process: mitotic intra-S DNA damage checkpoint signaling; double-strand break repair; replication fork processing. NCBI's taxonomy places the organism in Eukaryota, Fungi, Ascomycota, Leotiomycetes, Helotiales, Lachnaceae. Gene Ontology annotation, molecular function: nuclease activity; DNA binding. Bases 1 to 1935 code for a protein of 644 amino acids. The transcript is spliced from 3 exons. The record is from RefSeq and is a predicted model, not a curated record.
AUGCCCGAAGUGCCCCCUCUAUCAUCACUACGCCGCGUUGCGCCUGUCAACAAGACAAAACCUACAGCUCCUGCUGCUGCUCCUGCUCCUGCUCCCCCGAAACCCCUCGCAUCCAAAGCCCCAACCGAUAAAGAUGAUGACUUAACGAUCAUCUCUUCCGAUGAUUCGGUCUUCAAUGUACCAGGAAUACCAAUUUCUAAAGUCAGCCGUCCAAACGCAUUUGCGACAACAAAACCAAACACCGCAAAACCUCCCUCAAAGCCAACCGUUGCCCACGACGUUGAUGUCUUCUUCCAAGAAGAUGAUUUUGAUAGCACUGUCAAUUUCGACGACUCCGUCCUGGAAUUGCCUCCCGCGAAGAGGCAGCGAUUGUCGCCUCCCCCAAAAGCUGCGCCGUCCAAAUCUACAGGAUACAAGCGUUCGGUCUCGAAUAUCGAAACAUCCUCCAAAGGUGCUACUUCACGAACUCUUUCUGCGCCUGUAUUAAAAAGGGCGAGGACUACUUUGGAAGAUGAUGAGAUUCUAUUUACCAGCUCCCCGGAUCCGUAUCUAGAGGCGAGGAAGCGACGGAAUCAGAAGAAAAAAGCGGACAAGGAAUUGGAUGAUUUUGAUGAUGUCUUCGGUCUGGACUCUCCGCGAGCUAUCCCGGGCCGUUUUGUUGAAAUAUCUGAUUCUUCUGAGGAGUUUCCUGAUGUUGAUGAUAUACCUAUGACUGCUCCAGUUAAGCUAGUCAAGGCAAAACCUUCCAAGACUAGUUCUCCCAAAGGAAAGAGUUCGGAAGCGGCUCUAGCGAAGUACCACAGAGAGAGAGCUGCCGAGAAGAAGGUGACUGAGAAAGCUCAAGCAGCCAAGGCAAAAGAACUAGAAAAGAAAGAUAAGAGUGUUGCUAAAGAAGCCGAGAAAGAACGAAAAGCCUUGGAGAAGGAAAAAAAGAAAUGGGAGAAGGAAAGAAACCAGGAACUCGCCAAGGUCAACGUUUCUCGCAACGACAAGAAGAUCUCGACCUCGGAGAUGAUUGUAGAAAUGUCGUCGGGACUGGACUCUAUCGUUGCGGAUGUGGUUCGAAAGCAGUUAGAUCCUUUGCAAGUUGAGCAUUCGACCUGGGAUGAGACAGCUCCAAUCGUUAAGUGGAAGAGAAAGGUGCAAGCCAAAUACGAUCGUGAAAAGGGGCAUUGGGUACCAACUCAUGCGCAUAUCAAAGUCGAGGAGCAUAUCAUCUAUGUCAUGACCGCCGAGGAAUUCGUUGAAAGAGUUACCGCUGAUGAAGGGGCUGACAUCGACAUUCACGUUCUAUGUCUCAAGGCAAAGUUCAAUUCGUGUAAGAUUAUAUACCUAGUCCAAGGGUACACUAUCUGGACCAGGAAGAACAGGAAUUUCAAAAACCGCAAGUUCAUGGAGAGUGUGAAUAGUCAGAUCCCCCAGGAAGCACCAACAGCUACUCAGCGGAGCAGGAGAAAGGAGCAUAAAUAUGUGGAUGAGAAUAUAUUAGAAGAUGCCUUGUUAAGACUACAGGUCAUUCAUGGAGCUAUGAUUCAUCACGUUAUGCUGAAGCAUGAGACUGCCGAGUGGAUCGUCACGUUCACUCAGCAUAUAUCUACUAUUCCUUACAAAACACAAAAAGACCUCCUCGACAGCGCAUUCUGCAUGGACUCGGGCCAAGUCAAAUCCGGCGAAGACGCCAACGAUACCUACAGCAAGAUGCUGCAAGAAAUCAUCCGCAUCACGGCCCCCGUUGCAUACGGCAUCAUGGCCGAGUAUCCUUCGGCGCAGAAGCUGGUUAAGGGGCUGAAGGAUGAUGGGCCGUUGGCGUUGGAGGACUGCAGGAAAAUGGCUAAUAAGAAUGGCGCUUUUACGGAUAGGAGGGUUGGGCAGGCCAUUUCGAGGCGUGUGCAUAGUGUUUUUACGGGGAGGGAUCCGGGCAGCUUUGAUGUUUGA